CCCGCGAUACAACACUACAACAAUACACAAUUCGCCAUGGGAUCAAGUCAUAAACCACCGUCUGCGAAGGCGAGUCUGCCAUUCAAGACAGGCAACAAAGUCAGACGACAAGAUCUUCAUGUCAAGCAAAAGAAAGCCCGCGAUAGUUUGCGCCGAGAUGAGCGGUUCAAGAGGAAAAGAGAGGAGGACAAAAACCCUGAAAUGAGAGAAGCACGAUUGGCCAAGAACGUACCCAUUACGAUUGAUAAGAAACGUGUCUGGGACGAUGUUGACGGCGACGGAUUGAACGUCAGCGUAGAUGUUGAGCAAUUGAAGAGGCGGCGCAUCGAAGAGGCCGAAGCAGCAGAGCAAGAGCCUGUGGAGGAAGCAAUAGAGGAUGACGACGAUGCAGACAGCAUGUUGGACUCGGACUCGGAUGGAGAGAAAACCGAACCAAAGCAACGGCCUCGAGCAUCCUCUACGGCAGCUUCGACAACCAGCACAAACCUCGACCUAACACCCUCCUCACUAAGUAUCAAAUUCCCAACUCUCUUCUCCGACACACCACCACCCGCCCCAAAGAUCCUCCUCACAACCUCCAUAAACUCAACUCUCCACCACGAAGCCGACCUCCUCUGCACCCUCUUCCCAAACAGCACCUACAUCCCACGCUCCUCCCACCGCUACGGCCACAAGUUCUCCCUUCGCGAAAUCUCCAAGUUCGCUACAAAUCGCAACUAUACCUCCGUCAUACUCUUAAAGGAAGAUUCCAAGAAACCCACAGGGCUGACAAUCGUCCAUUUACCAGACGGGCCAACCUGCCACUUCAGCAUCGCCAACUGGGUUGACGGCAAGAAACUCCCCGGCCACGGCAACGCCACAAACCACUACCCCGAACUUAUCCUCAACAACUUCCGCACACCACUCGGUCUGCUCACCGCACGUCUGUUCCUCACCCUCUUCCCGCCACAGCCAGAGCUUCAAGGCCGUCAAGUCGUGACGCUACACAAUCAGCGUGAUUACAUUUUCCUACGGAGACAUAGGUACGUCUUCCGCGAGAAGAAGGAGACGGAGAAGAGUGUUGUUGGGCCAGAUGGCAAGGUGGUGGAGGGAGUAGAGGGUAUCAGAGCCGGAUUACAGGAGCUGGGCCCGAGGUUUACGUUGAAGUUGAGGAGAGUAGAUAAAGGUAUCGGGAGGGCGAGCAGUGACGGCGACGAUGCGGUGCAGUGGCAGUGGAAAGCGCAUAUGGAGAAGCAGAGGACGAGGUUUAAUCUUUGAAGAAUUUAUAAAUGGAUACCCAUGUUUUAACAUGAACCGAAUUUGUGUCUUCUUAAAUGAAAUGUGCCUACGUUAUGUGUAACAUUGGAGGCGGUUCAUUAAGCGAGCAAUAUUCUGCCUAAAGUGAGAAGACAAAGACUUACAAAAGUCACAGACGAAAUCAGGUAGAGCAUAGACCAGAGCGAGCAUAUGUUUCUCUAAUCUUCAAAAUCUCU
Molecule: messenger RNA, 1472 nt
Organism: Cadophora gregata
Lineage: Eukaryota; Fungi; Ascomycota; Leotiomycetes; Helotiales; Ploettnerulaceae
Exons: 1
Coding region: 37-1257 (406 amino acids)
Biological process (GO): maturation of 5.8S rRNA; maturation of LSU-rRNA
Cellular component (GO): preribosome, large subunit precursor; nucleolus
Molecular function (GO): rRNA primary transcript binding
Source: RefSeq, a predicted model, not a curated record